Symbiodinium sp. CCMP2592 is the source of this 1830-nucleotide messenger RNA. Lineage: Eukaryota; Dinophyceae; Suessiales; Symbiodiniaceae. The record is from the annotation of a GenBank genome assembly.
AUGGCAGCUGAGCUCCUGCUGCUAGUUGACCUCGACCGCAGCGAUGGUGGAGCUCUGGGACUUGAUGUUGAAACUGGGCGCCAGUCUCAGAACUGGGAUGGCAAGACGGUGCUGAUCAAGCACGUCAAGCCAGACGGCGCUGUUGCACGAUGGUGCCAUGAGCGUCCGGGGAGGGCCGUCCAGCCGGGCGACCGAAUCGUCUCAGCUAACGGCCUUCGCGGCGAUGCCCUGCAGAUCUUGGCGGAGUGCCAGAAGCUGGACAAACUGAAGCUCGAGAUUCAGCGUUCGCCUGCCACGGCGCCCAGAGCACCGACUCCGACGGUAGCGCCUUUGCGUCCACCUGCGGAGGUUGUGGAGGAGAUCGGCCUCAAGUUUCGGGAGGCUGCCACUGCCGCGGAGGCGGUGGCCUUGCUGCGGAAGGAACUCGGCGCAGGUUCCAUCGUCCGCUGCUGGGACAUCCGAUGGGGAGCGCAGGCGCUGCUGCGCAUUGCCCAGAGAUCCACAGCUCGCACACGGAAAGCUUGGGCAAAGGACCCAGUGGUGUCGGAGCUUGUGGCACGCCUAAGAACGGACAUCAGUCGGGCGGAGGAUAUGGCGGACGUGGAGGCUGCUCUCAUGGCUUUGGAAGGUCUGAAGCGCCUGGGAACUAUUCCUGGCGCCGCAGAGGUGGCACUGAUGGCGAAGAAGCUUCGAGCCGUUGACUCCGCAAAGGUCUCGACCAAGGCCUUCUGCCGGCUGCUUUGGCUCGCGGCGCAGCUGAGGGCCACGGCGCCAGGGCUCUCUGAGGCGGCAGGCUCACUUCGCAUUCUCCGCAGCCGCCCAGUAUCGGAUUUCGAUGGCUUCGACCUUCGGAUGCUUUUCGACGCUGCACGGCGGUGGUCUGAGUCGCAAUGGCUGCAGGAGGAGAAGGAUCUGCGGCCUGGAUCCAUCCUGGCCAAGGAGGUGUCAGUUGCCGAAGAGGGCGUCCUCACGUUCGGCUUGACACUGAAGGAGAUCUUGGAAGGCUGGAGCUUGCUCUUCAGCUUCGCGCCUGCAGCAGAGGAUGGCGCUGCAGAUGGGAAGCUGCUGCCAUCUCUCUAUGUGGCGAGGGACGGCCGCCUCUCUGCAAGCUUCGCGGACACCAAGGAGAGCUUAAAGCAGGACCUGGAGAAGAAUGCGUCGCAGCCGUGCCUUCAGGCUGGCCAACUUGCGCUGUUCUCCCUGCGUCGCUACGCCCUGACCGCCGGCGCUAGCUGUGCUGUUGGCGUGGAUGGCACGACGAUUCUGGAUGUUCCAUGCCCCGGAAACCCUGCACAAGCAGCCUCGGGGAAGCAGAGGAGCCAACAGUUGGUUUGCAAAGAUGGCUGCGGGACCAAGGUUGCGGACGGCACUGUUGGCCACAUGGUUUACCGACCACUUCGCAGCUGCCCGGGCAAAGAUGUCCCGCUUCUGCAGAAGUUGCUUUGCCGCCUUCGCGGCUCAGAUGGCGAGGGCCUCUUUCCUCAGAGCCUCUUUGCUGCCUCGGAGCUUGUGCGUCUGGCUGAGGAUUUGGCCCACCUGGAGCUUCACAGCGAUGAGGAAGCCUUGAAAUCCUUGGGGCGGGCGCUUCUCUUGCGGAGGCCAGAGCUACACAGCUCGGAACUCCAGCUUGCUAGAGGAGCUUUUGCCAUGCUGGGCCUCCCGCUUCAGCAAGUGUGGGCAUCAGUCGGUGCCAAGCAGAUGAAGCGUGGAGGGGCCGUGGUGACGAAGCAGGCCUUCGCGCCCGUCCUCACGUCGAAACGCCAGAAGGUCGAAGCCGACAUUGAGGUGCCCUCGCCUCCUCCCUCGCCGGAAUCGCUGCCGCUUCGAUGA